Messenger RNA from Adineta steineri, 669 nucleotides. NCBI's taxonomy places the organism in Eukaryota, Metazoa, Rotifera, Eurotatoria, Adinetida, Adinetidae. The record is from the annotation of a GenBank genome assembly.
AUGGAUUCUGUAAUGAAUAUGAAUGGGCUUGACUAUCAAAUUGAAUCGACUACUAAUACUCCGACAACAAGUCAUAUAGAUCAAUUAUCAAAUGAAAAUAUUUCUUCAUGUGAUGAUCAAGAAAAUCAAUCGACAAUAAAAUUAGAUAAUGAUAAAGAAUUAAUAUUAAAACUCGAUAAUUUAUUACUUGAAGAUAAAAAUGAUCCAGACAUAUAUUUUCAUUCGUAUCAAUCAGAAAAAGAAAUGUCAUCGAUUAUGUCUUUAAUAAGUGGUACACUUUCUGAACCAUAUUCUAUUUAUACAUAUCGUUAUUUUAUACAUAAUUGGCCUGAUCUAUGUUUUUUAUGUUCAAAUCGAGAUACUAAUGAAUUAAUUGGUGCAAUUGUAUCAAAAUUAGAUUUACAUAAGAAAGUCUUACGUCGUGGUUAUAUAGCCAUGUUAGCAAUUAAUAAAGAAUAUCGACGAAAAAAAAUCGCUUCAAAACUUGUUCUUAUGAGUAUUAGAGAAAUGAUAAAACGUGGUUGUGAUGAAAUUGUACUCGAAGCUGAAGUAACAAACGAUGCAGCAUUAAAUCUUUAUGAAAACUUAGGAUUCUUACGUGAAAAACGUUUAUAUCGUUAUUAUUUAAAUGGUGUCGAUGCUUAUAGACUGAAAUUAUGGUUAAAAUGA